CAUGCCAGAAUUAGGACGCUUCGAUUUAACAAACACCACAGGUUUGUGCGUGUGCUCCGGUUUCAAUUUUCUGUUUUCACGUAUUUUUAGGGAGUUGGUCCUCAAGAGUAUACAAUAAUUAAAAUGAAAGUUUUAGAACCUUACAAAAGCAAGCUAAGGUAAAGCCUUUGUCAAGACUGUGUCACCUACUGUAUACCAUUAUUUUGAAUGUUUCAUGUUUAAUUAUGCAUAUAGAGGGAAAAAUCACUCGAACAUGAUUGGCUAAUGAUGAGGGCAUUUUUUCUUAAUCUAGGGCAAAAUUACUUGUACCUGAUUGGCUGAGACGCAAGCGCGGGAAGUUUCUUGUUUUAAAUAGCAAUACAAACAAUGGCUUCUCGCUUUGUCGUUGUGAUAAUGAUGUUAUUGAAGAAUUAAAAACUUCUAGUAAAAACUCGAACACUAGAAAAAGUACAAAUUUAUGAGUUGGCGUUAUUAAGAAAUGAGCAGCAUUAAGGAACAUCGGCGAAGACAUGGAAACAUUCCAGGUUCAAGAACUUGACAAGUUCACAAUUUACUUACGAAUAAAUUUUUCCCUCAAAGAUGAACAAGUAAUCGCAUAUAGUUCCUCGUAAAAUUAAGGUUUAAUUUUACUUGUGUUUUGUGAAACUUUGAAAACACGCGUGAAAUUAAACCUUAAUUUUACUCGGCCCCAUGUGAUUACCUAUAAUUUAUAUUGUGUCUUUUGUCAUGUUUCAUUACAUUGUGUCUUCUUUAUCUCAGCUCGCUGUCUGGGAGAGAGGUAUUUUUGGUCGCAGCCACAUUACGUCCAGAAACAAUGUACGGACAAACCAACUGCUUUGUUAGACCUGAUAUGCAGGUGAGGCUUUGUUUUUUGAACUAACUUUAGUAUUCAGUGCUCUCGCCUGGCAAACCUUUAGCCAGAAUCUUCGCAACACCUCUUAUCGCACUAAGGGAGAGGUUGCACUUUUGGCUGCACAUUGCAUGACGAGUACUGUAUAGCAAAGGCUUAUCGAUUUUAAUGUUGUUUUAUUAGUAUAUUGCUUUCGAGACCGUACAUAAACAGAUAUUCGUGUGUACGAGGAGAGCUGCACAAAAUAUGUCAUAUCAAGGGUUUACAACUGAGGAUGGAAAAUAUGAAGUUUUGCUGGAACUUACUGGACAGGUAUACAUUGGAUUUUUCUUCAUGCACUCUUACACUGAUCGUAUACAAACAUACUAACCCUGAAGAAGUGGGGGUUGUGUUUGAUAGUAUGUUGACCUUUUACAAAAGCCAGAACCAGCCGACGAUUUUGUGAAAUGAAAAUUAAAAGCAAAAUAAAAUCCGAAAAAUGAAAACAUCUUCUAAACCCAAGAUAUGGACUAAAACAAUACUGCAUGUAUGUUAUAAUUUGUAUUUUAUUGAUCUGUACGUUAUAUUUUGUAUUUUAUUGACCUAAUGCACUAACAUAUAUUUCAUUCCUUUAAAAAGUAGUAUGGCCCUCGCCUGACUUGACUGGUCUCAUCAUACAGCACUCUUCCCCACUAAAACCUGGCAUGCAAGCUUUGGUUUCUGUUAUCAUUGCGGUAGCCUGCGUCACAGGCUAUCAUUGCGGCUCCAUUCUUGUUAUACAAACCAAUCAAGUAGAAAAAGAACAGUGGAGAAUUUGGGAAAACACUUUUUGACAGCUAGCCAAUCAUAACAACUUCAGGGUUUAUGCUCAAGAACUAAAAACAUUGCAUGGGUCCCAAUAAUUUCCUUAUUUCGUAAGUUAUCGGAAGGCAAUGGUUCUUGUCUAAACGAGACUCUGGUUAAAAUGUUCGUGAGUAAUCUAGAAAUGUACCUAUAUUUGGGUUAACUUAAUAUUCCUGGUAAAAUUUCCUGGUUAUUUUAAAGUUUUUCCUACUAUAGUCUAGUUCAUUUGACCAGGGCGUCCUAGUUAAAUUAACCAGACAAUGCUAGGUGGAUAAAUAACCGGGGGCUCUGGUUAUAUAUUCACCUAAUAUAGUCUGCCUGUUUUAACAAGAACGUCCUGGUAAAAUAUAACCAGAUUUUUGGCCACAUUUUAAAACCAGACUAUGGUAGAAAGUGAGAUAAAUAACCAGGAAAUAUAACUGGGAAUGUUUCAUUAACCCAAAUAUAUAUAUAGUGUUAUUUCCAGGAAAAGGUAGCCAGUGUUUUUAGAGUGCAUGCAUGUAUAGGUGUAUUUUUAACCUCAUCUCCUUUGCUAGUGAAUUCUAUAAUUUAUUGUAGGAUAUAAUGGGAGUUCCAUUGAAAGCUCCAUUGACGUCUUAUCCAGUCAUCUACACCCUGCCUAUGCUUAAUAUCAAGGAAGAUAAAGGUAUGAUAAUCACAUUGUAAUAAAUACUCACAGUAAACAACUUUAUUAACAAUCGAUUUAAGGUUAGAUACCAAUAUCAGUAAACAGACAGUCAAUUCUCGCUCAAAAACUAAACUAACGUUUUUAAACACCAUCAACUACGCCAGUGCGUAGCAACAGUCAUUUUAAACACACACAGACUAAAGUUAAUGAACUACUAUUCAUUACAACAUGAAAGUUGUAUUCGGGCAUAGUGUCCUGAAUUUCCAUGUGGCAGUGCUUUUUUGUGUAUUUUCAUUUUCUGCUUUUGUUUUGAGUAAGUGAAUUGUAGAUUUGUAUUUACUGUGCAAAGCGAGCCGCCAUUUUGUUUUUCAAAUCAUUACUUGCACUCCUGGAAAGUGUAAUUAAUGAAAAAAUUACAAUAUAUAUAGUAAACCAAUUUAAGACAACACAUGCAGUAUUAUUAAUUAUAAGCAUGUUUAUGAAACAUCGUCGUAUAGCCUUCUCUGCAACUCGCUAGCAGGUGGGCAAAAGUUUGUUGCGGGCAAACAAGUAACAAUCAUAAUAUCUAUCAACUAUUUCCUAUAGGUACUGGUGUCGUAACUUCAGUCCCCUCAGAUGCUCCUGAUGAUUUUGCAGCGUUAAGAGAUCUCAAAUCUAAAGAGGUACUGUAUCUACUACAUGCUAUUAUCAACGCAGAACCUAAAGUUCAUGAUGUCAUGAAAUGAUGCCCUCCGAUGUUUACACAUAAUAGACAUAUGCAACCGUAGGUGGGGGUCAAAGUAUUUUUCAAAUGUACUCAUCUCCUUUCUCUCUGACCAGCCAUUCCGCAAGAAAUAUAGUUUGACUGACGAGAUGGUUCUACCGUUUGAUCCUGUUCCUAUCAUUGAAGUACCAGGUUAUGGAAAUCUUACUGCUGUUAAGAUUUGUGAAGACAUGAAAAUAAAAAGUCAGAAUGAAAGAGAUCGGCUAGAAGAAGCGAAACAAUUAACGUAUAAGAAAGGUUUUUAUGAAGGAAUCAUGUUGGUUGGUGAUUUUAAAGGUCGUCUUGUACAAGAUGCGAAGAAACUUGUUCAAAGCCAAAUGAUUGAACAGGUAUUUGCGGAACUACAAUUUCCAUAUUAACAUCAGCAAUAAAUGAAUCCAGCUAUAGACUAAAUUUUGAUCUCGGCAAGAAGAACAAAAUCCAUCAACACAGCUAGUAAGAGCAUGUUAAAAUUGGUAAAAUUGCACAGUUUGGCCGCGAAAUGUUGUAAAAUGCGGAAAAUAUAGCCUUGCGAAAUUUGCAAAUUUUGUAUUAAUUUGUGGUGUAUUUUCCCUUGCGUAGUUUUCCUCAUUUUACAACAUUUCGCAACCAAACUUUGCAAUUAUACUAAUUCUAACAAGCUCUUUCUAGCUGUGGUGAUGGAUUUUGUUCUUCUUGCCAAGAUCAAAAUUCAAUCUAUAGCUGGAAUCAUCCAUUGAAAUACAAACCCAAUCCUAACACUCUACAAUCCUGCAUGGCCAAACGUCCUUGGGACACCACCAUUUAAUGUGUAAUUCGAAGAAAUUAAUGCAUGAAGUCGAGGUUAUGCGUGCAAGCCGUGCAUGUAUAUAAUGUCGCACUUCAAUAAUUCUACAAAUUCUCAUUGUUUGGUAAUAUGAACCAAAAGGAACAUUUUUUGUGAUUGGCUGCUUAUAUCAUUGGAACACAAUAAAACAAAGAAUAAAUUUUCUAAAGAACGAGUUAGGGACCGGUCAUUAUUUAUGGUAGUGGGUGGCACCGAAGAGAAAUGUUUUUCGUGGCAAAAAUUUUGCUGACCCAACCAUUAAAAAGACAAAAAAUUGAUUACCCAACCUCAAAUAUAAAUUGAAAAAUAAUUACCCACCCCUGGCCAAAAGCUUUACAAAAGGAUACCAUUCAGUUGUCACACAUGUCUUUUACCACUUCUAUGACAUGAGUUUGAUAACGGCUUGGGAAAUUUUCUGCAGUCUAAAGUUUCAUGUUGUCUGCACAUGCACUUUCUUUGGAAAUACCAUUUGUUUUGUCAAAAUGACCAAGAUAGUGACUCUGAUUGAUUCACGUAUUGUAUUGACAAAUGACUGUUGACAUUGCUUUUCAGUCUCCAAUAUUUCAGUGGGUCAUGCUUUGGAAAUGACAAUAAAUUUUUAUUACCCAACCCUUGAGUUGUUUUGUUUUUCAUUUACCCAACCUUUUACUUACUCAAAAUUUUGAUUACCCAACCUUUUUCUCUUCGGUGCCACCCCCACCAUAAAUAAUGACCGGUCCCUUAGCAAGCCUUAUCCCAAAACAUGUUCAGUUUGGUAUUUAUCCGUUGAAUUUUACUCCUGCAGCGAUUCUUCUUUUCGAAUAUUUGUUGCUUUUUAUUUUUAGAAAGAAGCUGUUCUUUACAUGGAACCGGAAAAGACAAUUAUCUCUCGAUCUGGUGAUCGUUGUGUUGUAGCAUUAUGUGAUCAAUGGUACGUAUGCCACACCUUAAACGCUAAUCUUGUAUGAUGCAUAGUGAUUAUUACUUUGAAAUCGAAUAAAAUUGUUAUAUAUAUAAGCUGUUCUUUAGUGAUUAUAGUGAUUAUUAUUACUUUGAAAUCGAAUACAAUUGUUAUAUAUAUAAGCUGUUAUUUAGUGAUUAUAGUGAUUAUUAUUACUUUGAAAUCGAAUACAAUUGUUAUAUAUAUAUAAGCUGUUCUUUAGUGAUUAUAGUGAUUAUUAUUACUUUGAAAUCGAAUACAAUUGUUAUAUAUAUUAGAUGAAGCUACACCGAGUGGCUGAAUACCGGACAAGUCGAAAAAUUGCUUGACUGGGAUGGGAAUGGAAUUAACAUUCGACCUUUGGUUUGCUACUCCAAAGCAAAUUUGCGAUAUAGAAAUGUUACUUAUUUUGCAAGAUGGCAUUCUUAUCCGGAGUAUGUUUUUUCUUAUAUUGUGGGAUUAGAACCCGGGUAAUUUUAUUUAAAAUUUAUUAUUUGAUGUUUACUCCAAAAGCAAACUGCUUAUGGAGGGGGCUUACAUCUAUACAUAUAUAACAUUUUAACACACAACACACAAAUGGUACACACACCCAGACAAAAUAAGAUAUUAAUAUACAAAUAUUGAACAUCAAAGGCGGAUGCUGCAAAACGACAUGUGUUUAAAAUAAAUUGUUGAACUAUAAUAAUUGAAAAUAAUACACAAUUAAUUGAUAUCAUAAGAAUAAGAUGUAUACUAAUGUUGGAGGAACUAGACCGAAGAAUCACGUCCUCAACCGACUUGAUCUCGUAGCUCAGUUUUUGAUUUCCAUCUCGGUCAAGCUGCUUUUCAGCUCGCCCCGUGUGGAACCACUCAGAGAAGCGUCAUCUAAAUAUAAUUUACCAGAAUCUGAUCUCACUACAUAUCACAACACGAAAAAAACAUGCACACCAAGCGAACCGUAAAAGGAAACACCUUCUAAUGGUCCGUCCCUAUAGGCAAUUCUAUAACAAAAUGUUAUAAAGCUCAAAAUUAUAAUUCUAGGUCGUUGGUCAGCAGAAAUAGAAAAAUCUGAUAGAAACCCCCUUCAAACUCUGGGAUAUUUUAUCAAACCCUUACACUUUAUUAUUACGUAGGUACUUGGAUUAUGGCGACCCAGAAUGGAAAAACAAGGCCAGAGAAGCUUUGAAACGACUAAAUACGUAAGUAUAUAAGUAUAUAUUUAUUAUUUGUAAACUUCACAAAUAUGGUUAAAAUAAUUUAUUAAUAACUUUUAUUUUAUUAUAUUUUGUAUCAAUAUAAAAGUAUUAUGUACUUAAUAUAUUUUAUAAAUAACUAAAACAAUAUGGCGACGUCCUCGAUAGGUCGAGAUACGAAACAUGUUUUAGUUGCCUGAUAUGAUUCUAAUGUUUUAAAGUGCUUAUAUACAAACCUAAAAUUAUGACUUUAUUUAUGUUUAUUGAGCUUUACCAGGGUGUGUAGUAGAUGUACAUGCCAUCUGAUUUCCUUGCCGUAAUUGUAACUUUCAUUACUAUUAUGAAAUUGUAACUUUCAUUACUAUUAUUAACACCAAACACGAGAUUGCGUUGGAAAACUCUAAAGUAAUUACCACAAACAAUCGCUAUGGUCAAAGACUUUGCCUAGAAGCGUGGCAUAUAAAUAUGAUUGUUAUAUAGCUAGCGUGAACACCAAACGUGAUUGGCUGAUUUGUGGUCACGUGACUUCAGAUAAAUGCAAUGUUUCCCGCCGGGCAACAAGUGAAAAAUUGUUUCCCGCCCCGACCGGCCACGUACAUAAAUAAACAAAAUGGAGGCAAAACUCAGAUAAUUAGAAACUACGAUUUUCCAAGUUUGUGUUCAAAUAAAGAAUAUAAAAGAGAAGAAAAAUACACAUCAGGCAACAGGAUAUGCUGCUGAAACCGUUUAAGUAGGUUCUUUUAAUUUUAAACUCGUUUACACUAUAAAGUUUUUGUCACGAAAUACAAUUGUUGUUGAAAUUGAUUUUUGUUCGUCGCUAUAUAACAAAACACUUAAUGCCUGUUCCCUCGGGAAAUAGUUAGUUUUGUUUUCCCUCGAAUCUUAAUGUUUCCCUCGACUUCGUCUCGGGAAACAUUGAGAUUCUCGGGAAAACAAAACUAACUAUUUCCCUCGGGAGCAGACAUUAAGUGUAUAGUAAUCAUGCUUUGAAUAGGGAUGACGGUGCCUAUUUGCCAGAGGAAUAUAUGCAUCUCAUUGGCAGGUGACGUCAUCCCUUGGGUAUUUAAGAAGCCACGAUUGCAAUUUUAGAUCACCCCUGAUGAAGACACAAGACUGGAGUGUCGAAACGUUGGGUCUUGAUUACAAUUUGACUGGGCUUUGUAAUCAUUUAUUUAAACCAGACUAGCGAGCGAAACAUGAUUGAUAUACCUGGUUGCAGUGAACGAACAAACUUUAAAUCAGAAUAAGAACAUGUUGAGAAUUUGUUUUCUUUAGAUACGCUGAAGAAAGUCGGAGAAAUUUUGAAGCGACUCUUGAUUGGUUACAUGAACAUGCAUGUUCACGGUCGUAUGGUUUAGGUAAUACAUAUAUGUAUUUUGUUAUUCAGUAUAUGUUGGGGGGUUUUCCGGUUGAGCGCCAGAAAAGAAGCUAUUCCUUAUGACCUUAUCAACAAAUUGCACUGUUAGAUUAACUUGUUAUCUUAAUUCAUUUUUGAUAAGAACACAAAAAGUAAAUCUGAGCUUUUCCGUUCCUAAAAAUUCGUGUAGUUAUUAUUCAUGUACGGAAUUAAUUUAAAGACUAAAGCCGGUUUUCCACUUGGCGGAAUUUGCGCGCGGAGCGGAAUUUUUCUUUGUCUUGUGAUUUCUCGGGUGGAACUAAUUAGAAAAGACCAAGAAAAAUUCCGCUCCGCGCGCAAAAUUCCGCCUAGUGGAAAACAGGCUUAAAGGCGGAUUUCCAUUCAGUGCAAAAUGUUGCGCGAUCGACUUUUUGCGAUCGCUUUCUUCAAUUCUUUUCAAAUACAAACAGUCAAGCGGAACAAAUCUCAUUAUACUGCAUGUAGUUGACUGCACACAUUUCAAAAGAAAGCGAUCCCAUAAAAUCGAUCGUGCGACAUUUUGCACUGAAUGGAAAUCCGCCUUAACAAAGCACUUUGAGCUCGGUUCAUAUAUCUACUCAUUGUUCAGGAACUGGGCUCUAUAGCUGAGUGGUCAGAGCACAGCUGCACUGGAGUCACAGGCCCGCAAGUUCGAUUCCUACCAGAGAGCGUAUAAAGUUGCAUUUUUGUUAGCUGCUCCCAUCUAUAUUCUAAAAACGUCAUCUAUACAUCAUAGUAACAGAGUAUUAUAAUCAUCAUAGUCAUGCAAGGAGUAUAGUCAUGAUAGGCAAGGACCUACUACUGGCACACUAUCUAAAAAUGUUUACAACUUGUUCUAAUUUCUAUAAGAAUUACUCCGUCUUGCGAAGGCAUCAGAGGGAUGUGAUAUCAGCCUUCGUUCGAAGAUUACGAUUUGAGAAAUUGUGUUUCUUUGCCAGGUACCAAAUUACCGUGGGAUGAGCAAUAUCUGAUAGAAUCAUUGUCAGAUUCAACAGUAUACAUGGCUUAUUACACUGUUGCUUAUCUUCUCCAAGGAGGUGUAUUAGAUGGUUCUGUUCCGGGUCCACUUAAUAUCAAGUACGUUAUACUUUUAUUUUCAUGAAAGACUUGCAGAGAAAUGGUAAUUGGUGCAUAUAGGUGUCAGGUGUAUUUACAACAUUUUUUUUACCUUUGUAUUCUAUUGUACAUUUGUACAUUAUACAAGACCUUACUUGUAUUGUCUAGCCCUAAAUCAUUAUUUGUUUGGAUAGGCUGCCCGCCUCCCUCCCCCUCGCCAACGUGAGAGAUAUAUGCAAAGUUAUAAAUAUGCAAAGUUUGGAUAUUCUGAAAUUUAUGCGCGCAAUACAUGUUGGUUAGCACGUAAUAUCACAACAACCUAAUUGCAGCGCGUGUCUAAAAUAUAGAUAAAAUUCAUCUCGGCGCUAUAUUUGUCUGGUUUCAUAACUCUUGAAAUCGGCCAAAUGCAUUGUCAUGAUCUAUGUUAUUAAUACUUGCAGGCCAGAGCAAAUGACAAGAGAAGUGUGGGAUUAUAUUUUCUUUAACAAUGCACCAAAACCGACAACAGAUAUCCCAAUGGAGUCUUUGACGUAAGUAUAUUAUUAUAAAAUCUCGGCUGACCAUAUUCUUUCGUCAGUUUUUAACUGAAGCGUAAUAAUCUUCUGGUAUACGCAAAAUAAAAACCAACGAACAGGAUAUUCGAAAAUAAUAACCCGUUGCCGUUGGUACCUUGCCAUUUGCAGCAACACAUUCUACACCAUGUACAAAGACAAUAAGAGCAGCCAAGAAGUUGGCUUAUAGAAUACAAAUAUUGAAUGUUUGUGAGUGCAAUGGUUAACUGGAGGUGCAUGAAAGAUGAAUUUUCAAUGAUCAUGAAAUGGCAGUGAUCUUUGUACGGUCACGAAAUGGUAAUCUUUUCAAUAGCACGUGAUCAAAGUCAGCCAGUUCAAUCACGACCUACACACGUAAAAAUCUCACAACUUGUCAACAACAAGAUGUGUUCGCAACAGGCUUGUAGCAAGCUUGUCAACAAGUUGUAAAAAUGCUGUUAUUUUGUCAAGUUGCUACAAGCUUGUCACUCACAACUUGUUGACAAGUUGUUGAAUUGCAGGACGAUAACAAGUUGUUCGAACAACUUGUAACAAGUUUGUUUGUUUCUUUCCUUGUAGCAAGUUGUCAACAAGGCGUUGACAACUUGUCAACAAGCUGGGAACAGGCAGUGCGAACACAUCCUGUUGGAAUAAGUUGUUGGAACAGCAUUGCUACAAGUCUUUUGUUACAACUUGUGCGUUUUUACGUGUGUAGACUGUGAGCGGGUUCCUCCUUUUCGCGAGUUUACAUUAUUUCCCGGGCGUGCGAAAAGUGGGCGUAUUUCGUUUCUUUCGUUUCUUGGUCGUAAGAAUCGGGGAUUUCCAUUGUCUGUGGUCAUUGGUGUGUAAAAUGCUUUGUCUAUUGGAAAAGAAUACAAUAGAUCGCCGAUGAAUUACGACCAGUGUAAACCUGGCUUUACGAUGUUGUCGUACGAUUUUGUAUACUAGUUUUCGUAUAAAAUUCCCGUAUAAAAAUGCGUUUGAAAUGCUGGAUUUAAACGACGUAAACGAAGAUGGCGGUCGGAGAUUCGAGCAGUGAACUCGAUGUUUCUAGAUCAAUGUUUCAUGUUUGAUUGUUAUAAAUAUAUGGAUAUUUCAGGACCAGGAUUAGAGGCGAACGUUUGUUCAUUGUCUGAAGGAGUUUAAGGCAAACAGAAAGGGGUAACGGUUCAGUUCUUCUGUAGAAAGUGUACGCGAUCAUAUUUGUCUGAAAAAACGCCAAGCUAAUUUUUUAAGCCCUGAUUCUUGGCGUACGCCUAUUUUUUAAGGCCUGAUGAGAGCAUAGCACUGUGCACCUCAGUGAAUAUUAGCGAGCUUAAGAUGCACCAAAUCUACGACGCGGACGUGACAUAAAAACCGUUGCUAAUGUUUGGAAUCCAGUUUAUCUUGCUUCACAUGUGUUUCUGACUUUGUUUACCAACUGGAGGCCAUAAUUUUUAUCCGUGUAGUGAAACUGUGGGAAUUUUCCCACAACCCGCGACUCAAAUAAAAAAUCCAGAUCUGGAAUAAGUUUCUUUAAAAUGUUCCUCCUGCACUGAAUUUGCCUUUUUCAAAUUUUCGUUAAAACAAUGGAAAAUUUGACGGCAUAUUACGUAUGCAACAACAAGUAUAUAGGUAUACUUGACUGUAUUUAUGUUACAUGUCUCAAAUGACAGAUAUAGGAAGCUCGAUAAGUGAGAAAUUGAAAAUGUUCCUCAAUCUUCUUGCUAAGACAACUGUUCCUAAGAUCCAGGAUCCCGAUUCCCACUUUUCCCCAGGUCAGCUGAAAGUAAAAGGUGCACUAGGUAAAAUAUGUUUUCUUCCAUUUUCCAGCAAGCUUCGUCAAGAAUUUCAUUACUGGUAUCCAGUCGAUGUACGUGUAUCUGGAAAGGAUUUAAUUCCCAAUCAUUUAACAUAUUUCUUAUACAAUCAUUGCGCUGUGUGGCAAGAUGAAUCAGAAAGGUACUGUAUCACUUUUACAUGCUCGAUUCACAGCUAUUAUCUAAAAACUGUAAGGUUGAGUUUUUCCACCAACAUAGUUUUUUGUUGAGCUCUUUUGGUGAAGGCUUUCCAAGCAAAAAUGUACUUUAAAUAGAAUUUUAAAAAAUAUUUUCUAAAUUCGUACGGAUCCUCCAAUUCAUACACGUCCUGAAUUAUCCAUUUCCCAAUCGAGCAGAAGACUGGGUCUAGUUAAUAUUUGGAGGGAUGUCAUUCUCGUACCCAGAGCCCUUCUUACGCGCGGUGCGACGAGGGGCUCUGGCCAAAUCCAUAACCGGAUACCAUAAAAACAUGGUAAGAAAACAAUGUCCGGUGUUAGAACUAGCCAAUCAGAUGCCAUAUAUAUAUAUAUAUAUAUAUAUAUAUAUAUAUAUAUAUAUAUAUAUAUAUAUAUAUAUAUAUAUAUAUAUAUAUAUAUAUAUAUAUAUAUAUAUAUAUAUAUAUAUAUAUAUAUAUAUAUAUAUAUAUAUAUAUAUAUAUAUAUAUAUAUAUAUAUAUAUAUAUAUAUAUAUAUAUAUAUAUAUAUACAUCCAAAAAGUAUAGUCGAGGGGAACAUGCUUCCAAAAAAUAGAGAAAACUUUGAUAAUAAUAUAAAUAAACAUGGCAAACAAUUAAUCAAUAUAUGUAAAAAUACUGACAUGAGAAUCAUUAAUGGGAGAACCAAAGGUGAUUCUCUCGGUAGACCCACUUUCCAUGGAAGAAACGGUACAAGUGUCAUUGACUACAUUAUAUGUGACCAAGACACCUUUCAACGUGUUAAUAAUUUUAUUGUCAAACCACCAACAUAUUUAUCUGAUCAUAGCCAAAUAGUGGCAUGGUUUGAUAUCCAGACAAUCCCUAAAACUGAAGAACAUGACCAAUCCAAACCACCAUUACAUAAACUGCCGCUUCAAUUUGAUUGGUCAGAAAAUUCAAAAACUAAUUUUAGAAAAGCACUCAAUUCACCUGAAACCCAAAACAAAAUGAUUGAAUUUCUAAGCACAAACUUUACUAAUGACAUAAGUGGUGUCAAUGAAUGUGUUACAGAAUUCCAAAAUAUUUUAACUAAUGCAUCCAAAAAGUCUUUGAAAAUCAAGAAAAAGAAAACUAGACGAAAAAUAACUAACAUAGCAAAUAAAAAAUGGUUUGACAAAGAAUUUCGAAUUAAGAGACAUGAACUUCGAAAGCUUGCCAACCAGAAACAUAAAGACCCAACAAAUCUUGAUCUAAGAAAUGCAUAUCAAACAGCUAUCGAAAUAUACAAAGAUACUCUACAAAUCAAGAAAAACGAAUUCCACAAAAAUAAGAUUGACGAACUCAUAAAGGCAACUGAAAACGACCCUAAAUUGUUUUGGAAAACUCUCCAAAAUACCAGUGACAAUUUAGAUAAUACAACUAAUUCGAAAAACUCACCAACUGAAGGCCAAUAG
Messenger RNA from Paramuricea clavata, 12285 nucleotides. NCBI's taxonomy places the organism in Eukaryota, Metazoa, Cnidaria, Anthozoa, Malacalcyonacea, Plexauridae. The record is from the annotation of a GenBank genome assembly.